Molecule: messenger RNA, 2774 nt
Organism: Saimiri boliviensis boliviensis (Bolivian squirrel monkey)
Lineage: Eukaryota; Metazoa; Chordata; Mammalia; Primates; Cebidae
Gene: SLC37A4
Product: solute carrier family 37 member 4
Biological process (GO): phosphate ion transmembrane transport; glucose-6-phosphate transport
Cellular component (GO): endoplasmic reticulum membrane
Molecular function (GO): glucose 6-phosphate:phosphate antiporter activity
Source: RefSeq, a predicted model, not a curated record
CCGGAGACAAUUCAUGGGUCUGGGGGCCACCGAGGCGCUGCCCGUGACCAGCACACGACCCCUUUCUAUCGCGCCAGGCCUGUGGUCUCCGCACCUCUCCAGCUCCUGCACGUCGGCCCCGUGGUUCCCACCACAAUCGGGUGUCCAGGGUGGCGUGAGGACACCGGGCUGGGCAGGUGCCAGGAGCCCGCCACCUCUCCUCCUCCCCCUCCGCCGCCUGGCCCUCCCCUACCAGGGUGCUAGAAGCGCGGGGCCUCCGGGAGAAUACGUGCGGUCGCCCGCUCCGCGUGUGCCUACGCCUUCUGUGCCAGUUGCUUUCCCAAUUGAGCGGAAAAGCUGGGGCAUGUUGCCGGAGCCCUGGGCAGGACGGUUGUGCACUGCAGCCCGAAGCCCGCCGGGGCACCUUCCAGCCCAGACUGCCCAGUCCCUCUGGUUGCGACCCCUGCCAGCGUCCCCCAGGUUGGAAACCAUACCCUGCAGUCCCCAGCCAGCCUGAAGGAAGCCCAGAUUGACGUCGCAGGGUAAUGGGGACCCAGAGGCAGCUCUGUGGGGCCCCAUCAGGACCUCAGCCCUUAGCAGGGCUUUCUGUGUGACACCGAAACCGUUACAUCUAUUAUGUGCUAAGGAUUGAGAGUUCCAGGGAUUGAGGCCGGCUCUAGAAGACUUAGAAGACACUGGGUCCCCUAGGAGCUGCCUCAGGCUUAAUGAUUGUCCAGAAGGUGGCUAUAAAGGGAGCCUGGGAGGCUGUGUGGAGGAGGGAGCAGAAAAAACUCAACUCAGCAGAUCUGGGAACCGUGAGAGCGGCGAGCAGGAACUGUGGUCAGAGGCUGUGCGUCCUGGCUGGUAGGGCCUGCUCUUUUCUACCAUGGCAGCCCAGGGGUAUGGCUAUUAUCGUACUGUGAUCUUCUCAGCCAUGUUUGGGGGCUACAGCCUAUAUUUCUUCAAUCGCAAGACCUUCUCCUUUGUCAUGCCGUCGUUGGUGGAAGAGAUCUCUUUGGACAAGGAUGAUUUAGGGCUCAUCACCAGCAGCCAGUCGGCAGCCUAUGCCAUCAGCAAGUUUGUCAGUGGGGUGCUGUCUGACCAGAUGAGUGCUCGCUGGCUCUUCUCGUCUGGACUACUCCUGGUUGGCCUGGUCAACAUAUUCUUUUCCUGGAGCUCCACAGUACCUGUCUUUGCUGCUCUCUGGUUCCUUAAUGGCCUGGCCCAGGGGCUGGGCUGGCCGCCAUGUGGGAAGGUCCUGCGGAAGUGGUUUGAGCCAUCUCAAUUUGGCACUUGGUGGGCUAUCCUGUCAACCAGCAUGAACCUGGCUGGAGGGCUGGGCCCUAUCCUGGCAACCAUCCUCGCCCAGAGCUACAGCUGGCGCAGCACGCUGGCCCUGUCUGGGGCACUGUGUAUAGUUGUCUCCUUCCUCUGUCUCCUGCUCAUCCACAAUGAACCUGCUGAUGUUGGACUCCGCAACCUGGACCCCACGCCCUCUAAGGGCAAGAAGGGCUCCUUGAAGGAGGAGGGCACCCUACAGGAGCUGCUGCUGUCCCCUUACCUGUGGGUGCUCUCUACUGGUUACCUUGUGGUGUUUGGAGUAAAGACCUGCUGUACUGACUGGGGCCAGUUCUUCCUUAUCCAGGAGAAAGGACAGUCAGUCCUUGUAGGUAGCUCCUACAUGAGUGCCCUGGAAGUUGGGGGCCUUGUAGGCAGCAUCGCAGCUGGCUACCUGUCAGACCGGGCCAUGGCAAAGGCGGGACUGUCUGUCUACGGGAACCCUCGCCAUGGCCUGUUGCUGUUCAUGAUGGCUGGCAUGACAGUGUCCAUGUACCUCUUCCGGGUAACAGUGACCAGUGACUCCCCCAAGGAUGUUGCUUUCUGGACUCUGGCUCUUCACCCUCUCUCGGAGCUCACAGGCUUUACGGAGCGCGAGCUCUGGAUCCUGGUAUUGGGAGCUGUAUUUGGUUUCUCCUCGUAUGGUCCCAUUGCCCUGUUUGGAGUCAUAGCCAACGAGAGUGCCCCUUCCAACUUGUGUGGCACCUCUCAUGCCAUUGUGGGACUCAUGGCCAAUGUGGGCGGCUUUCUGGCUGGGCUGCCCUUCAGCACCAUUGCCAAGCACUACAGUUGGAGCACAGCCUUCUGGGUGGCUGAAGUGAUUUGUGCAGCCAGCACAGCUGCCUUCUUCCUCCUACGAAACAUCCGCACCAAGAUGGGCCGAGUGUCCAAGAAGGCUGAGUGAACAGUCUAGGUUCCGGAGCACCAUCCCAUGGUGGCCUUCCUCCUGCACCUUGUCGGGGGAGCAAAGGAGGCGCCUGCUUGGCUAGCCCCGAACCUUUCACUUUGUUUCUGCGCCUUCUCCCUCACCCAGGUGGCGCUGGAAGUUAUCAGUGGCUAGUUGAGAUUCCAGCUCUCUGAUCCUAUGCUCUAUGUAAAAGAUAACCUUUGGCCUUAGACUCCGUUAGCUCCUAUUUCCAGCCUUCAGACAAACAGGAAACUUCUGCAGUCAGGAAGCCUCCUGUACCCUUCUUUUCCUAGGUCCUGUUCUGCCCCCACCCUAUCCAUCCCCACCUGACUUGCAGCUGUCCCUCCCUGCAGCUGCAGGGCGCUAAUGGCCCUUGACUUCUGCUGGGCCCUAAGUCCUCUCAGCGGUGGGUGACUGCUAUUGCCAAUACCUCAGACUCCAGGGAGAGAGAGGAGGCCAUCACUCUCACUAGUACCCAAGGCACAGUUGGGUAUGGGUGGGAAGAAAGGGUGACUUGUUAUAGAAGAUUAAAACUAGAUUUGAUACUGAA